UUGAUUAAGAAAUGCGUUUCAGAGUAAUUAUAACAAACUCUUCCCUUACCUUGCUAUAUAUAUAAAUCACAUGGUUUUAUGCUUCUAGGAAGAGUUAAGUGAAGUCAGUGUUAAUUCUAUGUUUAGUAAUCACUUCAUAAUAUUUACGACACUGCUGUUACAAUUGCAAAUAAAUAUAGGUUGUAUUACUUUUACUCUUUUACUCAUGUAUAAUUUAUUAUUCUUUCUUUUUCUAAGUAUUUAACAAAUAAAACUCCUAUCUCUAUCUUUUUUAUUCUUCCACGUGCAUGUUAACGUGUGUGUUCUACUUUAGAAAGUAAAUUAAAAUUUCUUUAAUGAAGUUAAUUAUGUAUUCCAUUCUUAGAAAAGCAUAAACUUUAUCAUGAUGUCAUAACAAAUGAUAGGGUUCAUAAAAUGUUGUAUUUUCCUUAGAAUUGUUUUAUUUUUUUUAAUUGUAACCAAAUUCUUAAACAUGUCACAUGUGCUGUUUUCUACCAAAGACAUCAUUAUAUUGCCUAUUGUGUUUUUUCUUUGAAUAAAAAAUAAAAAAAAUACAAAUGUUAUUAAACACAGAAUGGCCCAACACCCCUAAAAUACUUUUUAAUGUGAUCAAUCUAACAGUUAAAUCCUAACAUUACCAUUAAGAAUAUUGUGUCCCGUACAUGUUUGAUGAAAUAUUAUGUGCAGUGCCAGCUUCUAUAAUGUUUAGGAAUCUCCCUGUUGGAUAUUGUUGAUAUUAAUUUAGAACUAACACAGUCUAGAUCAAAUUGUAAGAAGGUCAUAAAUGUACCACUUCCGUGCUUUCUUGGAGAGCGGAUGUUAAGCUGAGAAUGAUUGUGAUGAUGAAUUGGAUGGUGUUAGAUAGAAAUUUACAAUUAGGGGUGUUAGGUCCCAAUUGGGGAUUCUAACGAGAGUUUCUGGAGGAUGACAAAAAUGGUAAUGCCCAAAUGCUCUCCCAACACUAAUUUUAACCAAAUAUUUCAAAUCAUUCAAUUCCAAUCAUUUCAUUGUUUGUGUUUUGAGCAAUUAAAAAUUGAAAAUUUAUAAUGCAAUAAUUGAAUUUUUAGCUCACUUUGUCAAGUAGGUUUUGAGAAACGAAUACAGCAGCUAGAUAACAGAAAAGUUCGCAAUUCAUUUGAAAAAAAAGCCUGAUUGAAAAAGUCAACCAGUAUUUUCAAUGGGAUAGUCUAUCCAACAGACACAAAAAUAAAAGCUGGCUAAACACCCUGUUAUAUGCUUGUCAGAUUACUACAUACUUGAUGUUGUCCAUUUUUUCCCUUCUAAAAAGAGGUUUUGUGCUUCCCUGCACCAUCGUAAACAGUCAUUUUAAUGGUGAUUAGUUGUUGAUGUUUUUUAGUCCUACGUUCCUGGGUUUUCCCUAAAUAAUCUAUGACUAUGUAAAAUAUUCCUAAGGAUUUCAUCAUAGUUUUUAAGAAGUUCUAAGAAAACAUGGGAAUUUUUUUUCUUUAUCUUUUUAUUUAAGCUUCAGAUAGUGUCAGCGCCUUUUUAUUUAUUUUCUCGCACUUGCAAAGUUUCUAUUUCCUCUUGUCAUCAUUAAUGUUUGUUUUAAUUCAUUGUGAUAAUUAGCAGAAGAAAAAAAUAUGAUUCAAAUUAUGUGUCUGAUGUGAUAUUCCGUUGUGUUUAUAAUUACAACAAAAACCCUAAAAGAUUAUUGUUUGAUGAGAUUAAAUGUAUAAUAAAGUGACGUGGUAUUCGUGAGAAAUUAUGAAGAAAUCUCUGCAGACGUCAUAAGAGAUGGAAUGACGUGGUUUUGUGGUUGAUAUAGUAACGUCAAUGUUUUUCUUUAUAUGGUGCUGCAGAAGAGUCGUUGAAAUUCUUUUCUGUUGAUAAUGAUGCAACACACGAACUAAUCUGUAGUUAUUAUUAUUUCGAAGAUGAUGUCUUGUGUAACGGAAACAAGACUUGUUGUAUGUGGUUUUUAAAGAAUUGGACAGUUUCGAUGUAUGAAAAGUGUCAUUAAUCCUUGCAACUCGUGGUAUAAAUAAAAGCAAAUAUCACUUUGUCAUUAGUUGUAUUUAUUCAGAAGGAAAGGUCACAAAGAUAGUUAGAAGAAAUGACAACACUAAAGCUGCUUAUAUGUCUUAGCAUUGUUAACUGUUGUAUAACAUUAGAUGUUCAAAAUCUACCUAAUGUUGAUUGCAACUCUUAUGUAGAUUUCGUAGCAACCGAUCCAAAGUAUCAUCGCUACACACCUUAUUACGUGAAACUAAAUCGAUGUAAUGGUGUCAAUGUUGGUGGCUGGAAGCCACACAAUAAACGUUGCUUGCCAACAAAAGACGGAAUCUCUAAUAUUUCUAUACUUACAGUUGAUUCGGGUAAUCGUUUUAACUUUGUCACGCUGCAGAAUCAUACAGCUUGCAACGAAAGAUGCAUAAUUGAUAAUUCUUCCUGUACUCAGUAUCAAACGUUUCAACCAAAUGACUGUGAUUGUUUAUGUAAAUACAAUAACCCACCUCAAACAAAUCCAUGUGUGCAUCCUUUGACAUGGGAUCACACAAAAUGCAACUGCGUAUGUCCACAUACGAGCUUAAAAUGUGAAAAAGGGAAAGUGUUCACCAAAGACACCUGCGGUUGCACAUGUAAUAUAAAAAUCCGUAUUCAAUGUACAGAAAGAAAAAUGUUGAUUGAUCAAAAUUCAUGCACAUGUGUUGCUCCCAAUGUGGUGACAGGAGCGGCAAAAGGGACAUGUGAAGGUGAUGUCAAAGGAGGCGUUUUGGCUGUAGUAAUGAUCAUGGAAGCUCUAGCUUUUGUUGUCGCUUAUUUCUUUUUAUAUUCAUAUUGCUACAAGAGGCAAUACUUGCCCAGAAAACAGGCUAAAAAUAGUAAUUUACAGCAUAAUAACAGCCAAUACAGAAAUUUUGAUGCGCCAAAUAAAAACACUUGUAAAUUAAGCGAGUUUAAUUCGAUAUCUGUUGAAGUAAAAGAAGAAGAUAUAACUCGUAAAGAAAAUGAUAACGAAGGUUUGGUGCCUGAUGAUAAAUACUCUUUCUGUGUUGAGGAGAACGUUAGUAACUGUGACGACAAUCAGUCGCAUCCCACAGGUUACAAUGUUAGCAUUGACGUGGAAUAACAUCCCUCAUGUUAUCUUGAUUUUUUAUUUUUUUUGUAUAUAUGCUUUUUUUUAGAAUGUACUGUUGUGUAAUAAGCGAUGUAAUAAAUGCUAUUUAUAUAUAUAGAUAUUUCCUAUUUAAUAUUUUUACUCAAAAUUGUAACUAACUUAAAAAUAUUAAAUAAAUUGGACCUCUAAUAAUAAUAAAUGAAAUUAAGUGUGAAAA
Molecule: messenger RNA, 3296 nt
Organism: Hydractinia symbiolongicarpus
Lineage: Eukaryota; Metazoa; Cnidaria; Hydrozoa; Anthoathecata; Hydractiniidae
Exons: 2
Coding region: 2075-3091 (338 amino acids)
Source: RefSeq, a predicted model, not a curated record